AUGCUGGCGAAUGGAGCAGACGUCGAAGGCAAAGACUCAUACAAGGUACGGCCGGUCCAUAUCGCUGCGGAACGAGGCCAUUUGGACGUUGUUAGAGCGCUUAUCGCGCGGGGCUGUAGUGUGAAUGCAAAGGCGUCGCACCCAGUGUUCAAGCAGCAGGAGCGAGAUGUGACGCCACUACAUUUAGCAACAGGAAUUGCCGACCCAAACGUCGCGCUCGCUUUAAUAGCCGCUGGCGCUAAUGUUAACGCCAAAACUAGUUCAGGUACGUCUCCACUGCAGCUUGCAGCAAUGCAGGGUCAUUUGUCCGUAGUGAAGGCACUAGUUUCUGCAAAUGCUAAUGUGAACUCAGAGGACAACGUAAAAGUCACCCCAUUAUGUGCUGCUGUGUCGCAGAAUUUUGAAGACGUAGCCAAAUUUCUUGUACAAAAUGGUGCCAUUGUAAAUGCGAGACAUUCAGACCGUUUGACACCUUUGCAUAUCGCAGCACAAUAUGGAUACGUUAACAUAGCAAAACUGCUGCUCCAGAACAAGGCCGAGAUUAAUGCAAAGCACGAAGAAGGCUUCACUGCAUUGCAUUUGGCCGUAGAAAACAGACAUGGUGCAGUGAGUCAACUUUUGAUUAACAGUGGAGCAGAUGUGAAUGCGAGAGACAAAGAGGGUGGGACUCCUUUGCAUAAUGCAGCGUACAGUGGAUACCCGAUAGAAACCGUCAGACUUUUGAUUGAGAAAGGCGCUAGCGUGAAUGCGAGGGACAAGGCAGGAAGAACACCUUUGCACCUUGCUGCGGAGAGCGAUUUCACCGAAGCAGUAAGCAUCCUGAUCAGAAACAAAGCUUACGUCAAUAUCAUUGGCGAUCAAAUGACGCCGCUGCAUGGCGCAGCUUGCAAGGGUAAUCUAGACUCGAUAAAAAUUCUAAUCGCCAGUGGUGCAGUAGUUGAUAGGAGAACUCACAGGCAGAAUACACCAUUGCAUUUCGCAGCGUACUUAUGGCAUGCCGAAGUAGUUAAAUACCUUUUGGUACAAGGAGCUGAAGUUAACGCAGCUGAUUGCAUAAACUGGACGCCACUUCAUUUUGCAGGUGAAGAGAGUUCUACUCAAAUCCCUUUCCGCAGUUCCAGAGACACGGGCGCACAGGCGCAGGACUCUAAGCUGAAUACCAUGAAAGCUCUCAUUGAAUACGGAGCUGAUGUAAAUGCGAAGGGGAGCAACUAUGACGACACACCUCUGCAUGUAGCUGUUCGGAAUGGCGAUACAGUGUCUGCUAGAUGCCUCUUAGAGAAUGGUGCAUACUACGAUGCGAAGUACAAAUUUGCCAGCGGUAAUGUGACAGCUUCAGAGAUGGCUGCGACGAGAAGAAACGAAAAUAUAAAAACUUUACUGUGUGCUACCGAAAAGCUGUUUAAGGCUGUGAAAAGUGCGAAGUGUGCUGAAAUUGAGAAAUGUGUAAAAGAAGCACCAGUGAACAGCGGAAGCAUAAAGUAUGGAACACCGCUUAUGUAUGCAUGUUGGAAAGGACAUUUAGCCGUUGUUAAUGUUUUGCUUAAAAAUGGAGCCAGUAUUAACUUGAGCAACAGUAAUGGCAUUACUCCUCUUCAUUAUGCAGCAAAAUUUGGCCAUCAUGAAAUAUUGUGCACCUUAUUGCAACAUGGUGCAGUAUACAAUGCAAGAACCAAAACAGGCAAAAAAACACCACUAAAUUUCGCUCAAGAAGAAGGAAAAGAAGAAGUUACAGACACUCUAAAACUAAUUGAGCGAUUGUUUACAAGAAUUGGCAGAAAGGAUAACACAGUGCUGAAAGAGUUAAAUGGAUUAAAGAACAAGAAAUAUGCUGAAUUCCUUGCCAUCAUAAACUGCAAAAAUGCAAAUAAAGAAACUCUGACACAAGUAGCUUCAAAAAAUGGGUAUGAGGAACUCUGUAACAAGUUUUCUGACUUGUAA
Molecule: messenger RNA, 1941 nt
Organism: Schistocerca cancellata (South American locust)
Lineage: Eukaryota; Metazoa; Arthropoda; Insecta; Orthoptera; Acrididae
Product: ankyrin-3-like
Exons: 1
Coding region: 1-1941 (646 amino acids)
Cellular component (GO): cytoplasm
Molecular function (GO): protein binding
Source: RefSeq, a predicted model, not a curated record